Molecule: messenger RNA, 8006 nt
Organism: Scomber japonicus (chub mackerel)
Lineage: Eukaryota; Metazoa; Chordata; Actinopteri; Scombriformes; Scombridae
Gene: abca2
Product: ATP-binding cassette, sub-family A (ABC1), member 2
Exons: 47
Coding region: 291-7973 (2560 amino acids)
Biological process (GO): transmembrane transport; lipid transport
Cellular component (GO): membrane; intracellular membrane-bounded organelle
Molecular function (GO): ABC-type transporter activity; lipid carrier activity; ATP hydrolysis activity
Source: RefSeq, a predicted model, not a curated record
GUUAGCAGCUGUUUAUGCACCUGUUACAGAUAUAGAUGUAUUUGUAUUUGUGCUCCAGAUAGGAAAUGUUGUUCUUUCUCCUGUUUCUGCAGAAGAGAUGACAUGAGAGUGAGUGAGCUGUAGAAUAAUAGGACGUGUUUUUGUGGGCGGAUGUACAGGUUCCACACUCAGCACAGUAUCCAUGGAAACAUUGGGCUUUUAGCAAGUUUCUUUUUUUUCCCUGGCUGAAAGCUUGUCCAGCCAGCACAUACAGACUGAUUAGUUAAAAUAUCCCAUUUCUGUACAAUGACAUGAUGAAAGGCCUGUGUGUUCAGCGUGGUCAUGUGACAGCCUCUCUCACCCUUCGCUGCCUCACUGCCUUUCUUUCAUCCUUUUCAACUCUUAACACUAAAAUGUCUCCUUUGUCUUCUUUCAUCCUCGUUGUCCUAUUUGGUUUUCUUUUAAUAACACCUUACCUGUUCAUCCCCUCUCUUCUUUUCUUAAUCCGUUAUUCCUCCCAUCCUUCUCUCUAUGUGUGUCUUUUUUCUCUUGGUUCGUCCCUCCUUUCCCCCCAUUCAGCAUUUUACAGCGCGGCCCCCCUCACCUCAGCUGGCAUCAUUCCCAUCAUGCAGUCGCUGUGCCCCGAUGGACAGAGGGACGAGUUUGGAUUCCUGCAAUACAAGAACUCCACUGUGACCCAGCUGUUGGAGCGGAUCAGCGAGGUGGUUGAGCAGAACCGACUCUUUACCUCAGACCGACCCGGUUUGGGACAAGAGCUGGAGACCCUGCAGCAGCACCUGGAGAGUCUCAGCACCACCCCUGUACCACCAGACUACAACAACAGCCAAGGCUUCACGCUGGCCAGUGUGUUAAAGAACCAGUCAGUUUUCCAGCAGUUCCUGGUGAAGAACAUCUCUCUGUCCGACUCCACAGCCAGCCUGCUGCUCAACACUCCAGUCAGCCUGAGAGAGGUAUACAGUCUUAUCUUUGGCACAUCUUCCAGAGAGGGAGGAGGGGCCCACAGUUGGAUUCAAGGGGCAAGAGACACUGGACAUAAACCUGGAGAUAAAGUGCUUCAUCUUGAGGAGAAGCUGUUCGGAAGUGUCCACAGUUUGGAUGGAGGUCUGAUUCACAAGGCUUUACAGGACCCAACAAAAGCAGCUCACAGGCAGGCUCUGCUCAGACUGAUGUCCCGAGUUUUAGGCCUGACUGAAGUCACUGGAAACCAGAAGAACGACCAGCAGGCCCUAAAGGAGGUGGAGGGAGUUCUUCUGACCGGUGCCAUGCUGGAGGUCCUCACCUGCGGAGACAGCGGUUCCAGUGAGCUCAGUAAGAUCCUGUUGGUGCCUGAGAAGCAGCUACUGUUGCUUCAGGCCUAUCGCAGCGCAGUGUGCAGCGGAGGGGAGGGUCAAAGGUCAGAGCGCUUCAAGCAGAUGAGCCAGGAGCUUCGAGAGCAGAUCGACACGCAGAGUGUCACUGAGAAGCUUCACUUGGAGAGGUCCAGUUCCUUCGUUCCUCUAGCCCAGUCCCAUCUGGGGGCCUUACUGAAGGACCUGGCUGAUGUGGAGAGGCUUCUCAAGGAUGUGGACCUGCUCUCAGGCCUGGCCCGACUGCUGCCCAAAGGCGCCUGUGCUGGUAGAACUCCCCCCUCACCCACAAACGCCACAUGGUCCCUCAAUGCCACCACGUGGGGCCCCAACACCACAGACAUCCCUGGAGAGGAGGCUGAGGAGGGAGCAGAGGGAGUAGAGGGAGGAGGAGGAGGAGGGAAAGGGAAGGAGGAAGCUGAAAACCCACACUCUCAGUUCUCAGCAUUUGUGCAGCUUUGGGCGGGGCUGCAGCCCAUUCUGUGUGGGAACAACAGGAUCAUUGAGCCGGAGGCCUUGAAGCAAGGUAAUAUGAGUUCUCUGGGCUUUACCAGCAAAGAACAGAGGAACCUGGGCUUACUGGUUCACCUGAUGACUACAAAUCCCAAGAUCCUCUACUCGCCCAUCGGCUCCCAGGUGGAUAAAGUGAUUCAGAAGGCCAAUGAGACAUUUGCAUUCGUUGGGAACGUGACACACUACACCAAAGUGUGGCUGAACAUCUCCGCCCAGCUCAGGACUUUUCUUGAGGAGGGUCGGCUGCACAACCAGCUGGUGUGGUUACAGCAGCUGUCUUCAGAGCUUCAACAGCACCCUGAGCUGUUGAAUGGUACGGACAGUGAGCUAAUACAAGGCCUGAUGGAGGCAAAUUACAGUCUUCCUAACACCUCCACCCUGCUAGAACAGCUGGACACCAUCGACAACGCUGCCUGUGGUUGGACGCGCUUCAUGUCUAAGGUCAGUGUGGAUAUCUUCAAGGGCUUUCCUGACGAGGACAGCAUCGUCAACUACACCCUGAACCAGGCCUACCAGGACAAUGUGUCUGUGUUUGCCAGUGUGAUCUUCCAGACUAACAAAGAUGGCUCCCUGCCACCUCACGUCCUGUACAAAAUAAGACAAAACUCCAGCUUUACUGAAAAGACCAAUGAAAUCCGACGGGCCUACUGGCGUCCAGGACCAAACACUGGGGGGAAAUUCUACUUCCUCUAUGGUUUUGUUUGGAUCCAAGAUAUGAUUGAGAGAGCCAUCAUUAACGCAUUUGUGGGCCACGAUGUGGUGGAGCCUGGUAACUACGUUCAGAUGUUCCCCUACCCGUGUUAUACCAGAGACGAUUUCCUGUUUGUGAUUGAGCACAUGAUGCCUCUGUGCAUGGUGAUCUCCUGGGUUUACUCAGUGGCCAUGAUGAUUCAGCACAUUGUGGCCGAGAAGGAGCACCGACUAAAAGAGGUGAUGAAGAUGAUGGGUCUGAACAACGCAGUUCACUGGGUGGCAUGGUUCAUCACUGGUUUCGUCCAGCUUUCCAUCUCUGUCACUGCUCUGACCGCCAUUUUGAAGUACGGCCGGGUGUUGCUCCACAGUGACCCCUUCAUCAUCUGGCUCUUCCUCACCAUCUACGCUGUGGCUACCAUCAUGUUCUGUUUUCUGGUGUCAGUGAUCUACUCCAAAGCCAAGCUGGCAUCAGCCUGUGGAGGAAUCAUCUAUUUCCUCAGCUAUGUGCCCUACAUGUAUGUGGCCAUCAGGGAGGAGGUGGCCCAUGAUAAGAUCACUGCCUUUGAGAAGUGCAUUGCUUCCCUGAUGUCCACCACAGCCUUUGGCCUGGGUUCAAAAUAUUUUGCCCUAUAUGAGGUUGCGGGUGUUGGCAUCCAGUGGCGAACCAUCAGCCAGUCACCAGUAGAGGGCGAUGACUUUAACCUGGGUCUAUCCAUGAUGAUGCUCAUCAUCGAUGCCGCUGUGUAUGGUGUUCUUACCUGGUACAUAGAGGCAGUGCAUCCAGGCAUGUAUGGGCUUCCCCGCCCCUGGUACUUCCCCCUGCAGAGGUCCUAUUGGUCAGGCAGUGGGCGUGUUGAGACGUGGGAUUGGUCGUGGUGUGGAGGCGGGUCUGCCAGGCUCAGCGUGAUGGAGGAGGAUCAGGCUUGUGCAAUGGACCAGAGGAGAUCUGAGGAGAUGCGGGGCAUUGAGGAGGAGCCAAGCCACCUGCCGUUGGUGGUGUGUAUUGAUAAACUGACCAAGGUGUACAAGACUGGCAGCAAACUGGCCCUGAACAAACUGAGCCUCAACCUGCAUGAAAACCAGGUGGUCUCCUUUCUGGGACACAAUGGCGCCGGCAAGACCACAACCAUGUCCAUCCUGACAGGUUUGUUCCCGCCCACCUCUGGUUCGGCCACCAUAUAUGGUCAUGACAUCCGCACAGAGAUGGAGCGUAUUCGUCAGAACCUGGGCAUGUGUCCACAGCACAACGUCCUGUUUGACAAGCUGAGUGUGGAGGAGCACCUGUGGUUCUACUCCAGACUCAAAGGCAUGGCUGAAGAAGACAUACGCAAGGAGAUGGACAAAAUGAUUGUUGAUCUGGAGUUAUCCAACAAGCGCCACAGCUUGGUGCAGACUCUGUCUGGUGGGAUGAAGAGGAAGUUAUCUGUGGCCAUCGCCUUUGUCGGUGGUUCCAGGGCUGUCAUCCUGGAUGAACCCACAGCGGGGGUGGACCCCUACGCCCGCAGGGCCAUCUGGGACCUCAUCCUCAAGUACAAACAGGGCCGGACUAUUCUGCUGUCCACACAUCACAUGGAUGAAGCAGACCUGCUGGGAGAUCGCAUCGCUAUCAUCUCACAUGGAAAACUCAAGUGCUGCGGCUCUCCACUGUUCCUGAAGAGCACCUACGGAGACGGAUACAAACUGACUCUGGUUAAAAAGCAGAGUGAAGGCCGAGGCGAGGGCAGUCAGCUGCAGCCUCCUCCGUCUCUGUCUCCGUCCUCCUCUCUGUCGCCUUGCUCAGAGGCUCGGGUCACCCAGUUUAUUCGACAGUUUGUGGCAUCGUGCCUGCUGGUGUCCGACUCCAACACUGAGCUGUCCUACAUCCUGCCCUCUGAGGCUGUCAAGAAAGGCUGCUUUGAGAGGCUCUUCCAGGCUUUAGAGCAGAGCCUGGACAGUUUGGCUUUGACCAGUUUUGGAGUGAUGGACACCACCCUGGAGGAGGUCUUCCUCAAAGUGUCUGAGGAGGACCAGUCCCUGGAGAACAGUGAUGCUGACGUAAAGGGUUCUCCUGGGGGCAGCUCAGUGGGAAAAUCCUCAGUGGGUUCAGGAGGCCCGGGGGGGCCGCAGGAUGAGACGGGACCCUCGGUAGAGAGCCAGAAACCGGAAGUGGAGCUGAGUAAUCUGGUGAUGUGCUCCAGGCUGAGCCAGAGCCAGUCCUCCAUAAAGUCCUCCUCCUCCAUCGGAUCAGUGAGGGGGGACGAGGGGGGGCUCUAUGCAGACUUCUAUGGAGAUUACUGUCCCCUCUUUGAUAACCAGGAGUCAGACUCUGCAAGCCUGAGAGGCGAUGCAGAGAACCCCUCAUCCACAGAGCCAGAGGUCCUGGAGGGGCAGGGCAGCUUCAAACUGGAGGGUUGGUGGUUAAAGCUGAGUCAGUUCCACGGCCUUAUCGUGAAGAGGUUCCACUGUGCCAAGAGAAACACCAAGGGCCUCUUCUCUCAGAUCCUUCUACCUGCCUUCUUUGUUUGUGUGGCCAUGACUGUAGCUUUAUCUGUGCCUGAGAUAGGAGACUUGCCGCCCCUGAUCUUGUCCCCAUCUCAGUAUCAUAACUACACCCAACCAAGAGGCAACUUCAUCCCCUAUGCCAAUGAAGACAGACCUCAGUACAGGAGUAAGCUGUCCCCAGAUGCCAGCCCACAGAAGAUCAUCAACACCCUCCGCCUCCCCUCUGGUGUGGGUGCUACCUGCGUCCUCAAAACACCCUUCAACAGCACCCUGGACCAGCUGGCCCAGACCCUCAACCCCAGCGCCAACAACUCCAAAACCCUGGCAGCCCGCUACUUUGACUCCAUGUGUCUGGAUUCCUUCACACAGGGAGUCCCCCUCUCCAAUUUUGUGCCACCCCCUCCCUCACCUGCACCUUCAGAUGACCCAGACCCUCGCUUUGAGGACGGGCUGUGGAACUUCACAGUUGCCCCCCCAACCACAGUCCAUGAGCCUGUGACAUCUCCUCCCACCCUCCCUCUGUCCAUCCAUGAGCCGGUACGUUGUAUCUGCUCCAUGCAGGGGACAGGCUUCUCCUGCCCCAGCGGAGUGGGAGGACGGCCCCCACUCAUGAAGGUGGUGACAGGUGACAUUCUGGUGGACAUCACAGGUCGCAAUGUGUCUGAAUAUCUCCUCUUCACAUCAGACAGACUGCGCCUGCACAGGUAUGGUGGUUUAACAGUGGGAAACAUCCAGAAAUCAAUCCCAGCAUCCUUUGGGAGAAAGAUUCCUCCAAUGGUUCGCAAGAUAGCAGUCCGCAGAUCAGCUCAGGUUCUGUAUAACAACAAAGGUUACCACAGCAUGCCUACCUAUCUGAACGUCCUCAACAACGCCAUCCUGCGUGCCAACCUGCCUGUAUCCAAGGGCAACCCUGCUGCUUAUGGUAUCACACUGACAAACCACCCAAUGAAUCGAACCAGCGCCAGCCUAUCUUUGGACUACUUGCUCCAGGGAACAGAUGUGGUGAUAGCCAUCUUCAUCAUUGUCGCCAUGUCCUUUGUGCCAGCCAGCUUUGUGGUUUUCUUGGUUGCAGAGAAAUCCACUAAGGCCAAACAUCUGCAGUUUGUCAGCGGCUGUGAUCCUGUCAUCUACUGGCUGGCUAAUUACAUCUGGGACAUGCUGAACUACCUGGUGCCGGCCACAUGCUGCGUUAUCAUUCUGUUUGUGUUCGACCUGCCGGCUUACACCUCCCCAACUAACUUCCCUGCAGUCCUCUCCCUCUUCCUCCUCUACGGGUGGUCCAUCACUCCCAUCAUGUACCCAGCGUCCUUCUGGUUCGAGGUUCCCAGCACAGCCUACGUGUUCCUCAUAGUGAUCAACCUCUUCAUAGGCAUCACCGCCACAGUCGCCACCUUCCUCCUCCAGCUCUUUGAACAUGACAAGGAUCUGAAAAAGGUCAACAGUUACCUUAAGUCGUGUUUCCUGAUCUUCCCCAACUACAACCUGGGGCACGGACUGAUGGAGAUGGCCUACAACGAGUACAUCAACGAAUACUACGCCAAAAUAGGCCAGUUUGACAAGAUGAAGUCUCCGUUUGAAUGGGACAUCGUGACUCGAGGACUUGUUGCCAUGACAAUCGAAGGCUUCGUUGGCUUCCUCAUCACCAUCCUGUGCCAGUACAACUUCCUCAGGAAACCUCCGAGGGUGCCAGUCAGCUGCCAGCCUAUAGAGGAUGAUGAUGUAGACGUGGCCUGUGAGAGACGAAGAGUGCUGAGAGGAGACGCUGACAACGACAUGCUGAAGAUCGAGAACCUCACAAAGGUUUAUAAAUCCAGGAAGAUGGGUCGUAUCCUGGCAGUGGACCGGCUGUGUCUGGGGGUCCGGCCUGGCGAGUGCUUCGGGCUGCUGGGAGUGAACGGAGCCGGGAAGACCACCACCUUUAAGAUGCUGACAGGAGACGAGUGUACCACUGGAGGAGAAGCCUUCAUUAACAGGAACAGUAUCCUGAAGGACCUGUUACGUGUACAGCAGAGUAUUGGUUACUGCCCACAAUUUGACGCUCUGUUUGACGACCUGACAGCCAGGGAACAUCUGGAGCUUUACACUCGUCUACGUGGCAUUCCAUGGAAGGACCAGGAGAGGGUGGUGCAAUGGGCAUUAGAAAAGCUGGAGUUGUCUAAGUAUGCAGACAAGCCUGCUGGUACUUACAGUGGAGGGAACAAACGUAAGCUUUCCACUGCCAUCGCUCUGAUUGGAUACCCAUCACUCAUAUUCCUGGAUGAGCCGACCACUGGGAUGGAUCCAAAGGCCCGCAGAUUCCUCUGGAAUUUAAUCCUGGACAUAAUCAAGACUGGACGUUCAGUGGUGCUGACAUCACACAGUAUGGAGGAGUGUGAGGCUUUGUGCACCAGGCUGGGCAUCAUGGUGAAUGGCAGGUUUAAAUGUCUGGGCAGCAUCCAGCAUUUAAAGAACAGGUUCGGGGACGGUUACAUGAUCACAGUGAGGACCAAGAGCAGCUCCAACGUGAAGGAGGUGGUUAGAUUCUUCAACAGGAACUUUCCAGAGGCCGUGCUGAAGGAGCGUCACCACACCAAGGUCCAGUACCAGCUGAAGUCUGAGCGGAUCUCCCUGGCUCAGAUCUUUAGUAAGAUGGAGCAGGUGGUGGAGGUUCUGGGUAUAGAGGACUACUCUGUCAGUCAGACCACUCUGGACAAUGUGUUUGUCAACUUUGCCAAGAAGCAAAGUGACAACCUGGAGCAGCAGGAGGUGUCGCCCCCCGGAGGUGGACAGUCGCCCCUGCAGCGCAUCCUCAACCUGCUGAAGUCUCGGCACGCCAACACGGAGCUCAACGCUCUGAUCAGUGAGCCUGCAGAGGAGCUGGAGAGUGACGAUGAUGAAGGACUCAUCAGCUUCGAAGAGGAAAGGGUACAGCUCUCCUUCAACACAGACACUCUCUGUUGAAACGAGCACCUUCAUUAAGGAGCAGAGAGAGAG